CGUGACCAGCAACCUCGAGACUCUAUUGAUAAAACUACCGCUAUUGUAGUGCUUGUAGUUUAUGGACGUUAUAGACACUCAGGAUGCAUAGAAGUUAUCAAUCCAUCCUCCCUACCCACAAUAAACUUCUUCAAAAGAAGUGGGAUGAUACAUACUACAAUGAACAUCGAAGAAAGGUCAGAACAGCACAUUCCAUGGUGGAUACAAAGGCCCCACCAACAUACAUGCAUCUCCACUUGAAAUUGAAGAAAUUACAGCUAGAGGAGGAGAGACUGGCAACUAUUGAAAGGGACAACAGGAUCUUAUUAGAAAAGAUGUCCUAUGUAAUGAGGACACAAGGACGGGUAGACAAUAGAAAUAAUUAUGAAUAUAAAAGUUUAAAUCGUGAGAAGCGUCAACGUGAGUUGCUGCGUGUGACAAAGGAAAACCAGAAUAUCCUCUCAAGAAUCACAAGUCGGGAGCCUGAAUACAGUGUGCAGCGAUGGAACACGCAGUGGGAGGACAACCAGAAGUUCAUGGACAACAUUGCCCACUUCCCCAAAGACUGGUGGUUGGCACAGCGCCAGGACAAUGGAAGACAGAGAACAGGAGGACAAUCUCGAGACAAGACAACAGUUUCGAAGAGAGCAUCUUCCUCUCAAUCCAAAUCUGAAAAAACUAAGUCACCAGAGCCUAAAGUUCAGAAGAAGGAGGAAGACGAAAAAGAGCAACAGGAAACAAAGAGAGAGGUUGAGCAAGAGGAAGAAUAAAUCAAUCAAAUCACCUCAUUAAUUCUUCUGUCACUUAACAUUGGGACCCAGCUGGGGUUAAUUCUGACACAAAAAAUCACGCUUAUAUUGCAAAAUAUGUAAGUACUUACUAGGAAGGCAUUGUUUGUCAGUUAGACGUUUGUUUAACCGAUAGGUCUAGAAAGACUGAAACUUUUCCUGAAGGUAAACCUGGAUAAUAAGAAAGAUGGCAUGCCCUGUUCCGUGGGUCCCAAUUCAUUUAACUGCCACCUGUAUUCCUCAACGAUAGUGAUAUUCCUGAUCUUCAUCCCGUCCAGGAUCAGGACUGUUGUGUUAGGUACUGCUAUUGUCAGCAUGUGUGUAUUGAGGCAUGUUCGGAAUGUGUGCAGCUAUAAUGCAUCGUAUGCAUGAUGAUCAUUAACUUUUAGCACAUAAAUAGUUUGCUGGUUUGAACUGUCACCUAUUUCAAUAAAUUUGGAAACUAAAUAUAAGAAUGUAUAAAUGUUCUUAUAUUUGUUUUCACAUGCCUAAUAACUUUAAUAGUGUCAUUACUACAAUAUUUACACUAUAUUACUCUUUCACUUCACUGGCCUGACUUAUUCCGACAAACUUCCGUCACAUUUAUAAAUUAACUUUUAUUUGUAUUUAUGAUGUACUCAUAUAUGCACUUUAUGUGAAUUAGCUGCUUUAUUUUUAUGAAAUCACAAUGAGCUUGGAAAUUUUCACAAAUCUUUUACCUCAAAAAAUAUCAGUAUUCCUGUGAAAAUUGUAAUCUCGUGGCAUAUAUUAAUUCAGAGCAUGGUUGUUCAUUUAGUCAAUGUGCAAACCUGAUACGACCAAGGCCUAAAGACAAAAAAAUACAUAUCAGGCCUGAAGAUAUACAGUCUAAAUACGAGUGACAGUGUAGUAAUUGCACAAUAUAAAUCCUACAAUAUAACUAUCAAAUCUAUCUGACUGAAUCCCUGUUCUGAUUAUCGUACUAUAAUCAGAAAAAUCAAUACUUUUAUAUACCAUAUUGGAUUGUUACAUUGUUAGAUAAGUUAGAAGUUUGUUUUUGUUUGAUUGAAUUUCACUUGCAUUAAUUUUUUAUGGUGAAUUUUAAACUGAAAUUUUUAUUUUGAGUAAUUUUUCAAUAUUGACAAUUUUGGAUUAUAUGUGCCAGGUAAAUCGUUUUUAUAUAUGUACACAAUUAUUGUAACUAUUUAGUCUGAUUAUUUUGUCAAGCAAUAACGUUUAUAUCUGGUCACUAAGUGUCAUAAUGUUGAGUUUGAUGGUAAUGAAGUUUUUGUAUCAAACUGUCUUAUACGUAUAGACAGUAGAAAUUUGAAUUUCUUGUUAUGAUGCCGGGAUUCACUUCCUAAAUAACUUAUAGACCAGACAGUAAAACGCCAUUGAUUAAUCUUGGCGAAUUUUUGUUGUUUUUUCUCUCAAAAGUAACAAAACUUGAAAAUAUUAAAAAUACGACAUCAGAUAUGCCAAGCAUAAAUUUUUCCAUUUUCAAAUUAAAACUACUACAUUAUAACAGAUAUUAUCUUAGGUUGUAAGGUGAACAACACUUGAAAUAUUGUUGAAUAUAUAUAUAUACAUGUUAUUGCUCAUAGGAAAAGGGUAUCACUUGCAUAAUGACAGAUACUAAUCGAAGGGAGACAACUAAUGUAUCGCUUACUGUGAUAUUCUGUGUUUAGAAAGCUUUAACUGCUUCAGUAUACCCGGUUAUUAUGAUUUUGGUUUUGUUUAAAUGUAAUUUCAUUGUUUUGUGAUAAUGUAAUUCUUGUUAUGAACAUAUAUUGUUCUUGUGAUGUGUUGGAUCCCCCGAUUACUGUCAUACAGAAAGGGUUAGACAGAUCGGGCUAACUAGACAGGUUACUGACUAGACAAUGGUCAAUAUAUUAAUACAAAACUAGAAUUAUUAUAAUCUGACAGUCUGAAAUAGUUAGUUUCUAAUUUUUAUAGCACUUUUUUUACUUUUUUAUAACCAUUUUACUUGACAUUUUUACCUGUGAUGAUUGGGAGGGAUAUGAAGAUGUUUAAUUUAGUUCAUUCUUUAUAAGUAUAAACUGGUGAAACACAAUUAAAGGAACUCAUUAAGAUAAAAUUCCCUAAUGGCAGAUUUAUUGUUUCAAAAUUUUGCUGUCGGUGUGGUAAUUCAAUAUCAACAGACAAAAGGUUGAUUUCAUUAUAAGAAUGAUUUUAUAUCAAGUUUAUGUAGUUGACCAUUUCAUGACCAAAUAAGAAAUUUAAUAGGUUGUGAAUUUCUCAAAUCUUCUAACUUUCCAUUUUAUUUCUCAUUAGGUUCAUAAGAAACUUCUGACCAAUUUUAUUGAAUAUGCUAGAUGUGUGUAUUUUUUUUGCAUUUGAUAUAGGACAAACUUUUGAGUAGAGGCAAGUUAUUUGUUUCAAAUAUUAAUGCAUAUAAUUAUGUUGAUAAAUUGUAUAUAAGUAUAAUGAUACUUAUUAUAUAUAUCACCACAAUGACAGCUGUGAUUUACACAGUGUUAAAGAUCAUGUGUAUAAUUAUCGCUCUGUACUAAUACUUCAUACCUACCUGACUUAGUAACAGUUACCUCUCCAUAAAACCCCAUACAUGUAUAGAAAUCACUUUUCAAGCACGCCCAUCCAUUAUGCCAAGGGAUGGGCCAAUUAGAUAAAAAAUAAAAAAAAUAAGUAUCUUUUAAGAUGGAAUGACCGUAUGGUCAAAUACAUUAUUUUGUUCAGAAAUAUAAAAAAAAAUCUUUGAUUAACUAUAUAUCAUACAUUCAAAUGAACUUGCAGUAAGAAAAGAACCUUCAGAAUUCCAAAAUAGGAUUUCAGUUUUUGAAAGGACUGAAAAAGAAAUUCUUCAGUUCACCAUUCUGAAAACUAAAUCUAGUGUCAGCUUGGAUAAACAAUUUCAAGCUGGAAUUUUUGAAAGAGAUACACAAUAUCUUCCUGUUGUUUAAAUAUGGGAGUCUAUACAUUUAUAGUUUUCAAAAGGAGAAUAAUAUUAUACCCACAAUUGUAACUUGCUCAAGCACUCUUCAGUAUUGUGUUACUGUAUAUUAAAUCUGUAGAAGUUCUGUGAUAUGGAGUUGUCUUUCCUUGACAUAAUGUAUGUAAAUUGAAGUCCCUACAGUACGUAACUUCAUGUGCUUAUGUUUAGAUAUUUAUAUUAAUGCUGUAUAGAGCCGAGUACCUGGAGAAUAACAAUACAGAAAGUGUUUGUUGUAUGGUAUUAUAUAUACAGAGCAUAUAUAUAUGAAUUGUAUAUGACUCUCCUAUUAGUGUACAAACUUUUAAAGCAAUAAAAUUACAAAGUAAAAAAAAAU
Pecten maximus is the source of this 4033-nucleotide messenger RNA. RefSeq lists its product as uncharacterized. The transcript is spliced from 5 exons. The coding region runs from base 84 to 749 and encodes 221 amino acids. Lineage: Eukaryota; Metazoa; Mollusca; Bivalvia; Pectinida; Pectinidae. The record is from RefSeq and is a predicted model, not a curated record.